AUUGACUGUUAAUAAAUUUAAAUGUAGUUUUUGUAUCUAAAAUAAACACAUUAAAAACAUUUCAUUUUUCUUAUGGUUAAUGUAAGGAAUCAUUUAGUGUCACACAAUCCAGCGAUUUUAGAAAUAACUUCAAUGUUAUCAAAUUUGUAAAUUAAAAUAUAGAAAAUAUGAAUUUGCUACCAAAAUCACACGAAGAAUUUAAUCAAGUUGAAUAUUGGAACACAUUUUUUAAAAAACGUGGUAAAAAGAAUUUUGAAUGGUAUGGAGAAUAUCCAGAAUUACGUAGUAUAUUUUUAAAAUAUAUAAAAGUAAAGGACAAUGUUUUAAUUGUUGGUUGUGGUAAUUCUACUGUUAGUAUGUGUUUGUAUGAUGCUGGUUACAGAAAUAUUACAAAUAUUGAUAUAUCACAUAUUGUUAUCAAACAAAUGUGCGAUAUUAAUGCAUCAAUAAGACCACAAUUAGUUUAUGAACAUAUGGAUGCUACACAAAUGACGUAUUCUGAUAAUACAUUUAAUGUUAUUUUGGAUAAAGGUACUUUAGAUGCUCUUAUGCCAGAUAAUAAAGAAGGAACAGUAUCUUCUAUUAAUAAAUAUUUUAAGGAAAUCACAAGAGUUUUACGUAAUGGUGGCAGAUACAUAUGUAUCUCCUUAUUACAAGAAUAUAUUUUAAAACAACUUUUAUCUUAUUUUCCAAGUAAUGGAUUUAUGUUUCGUAUAGUACGUUGUCAUGAAGCAGAAGAAAAGACACGAAUGGAAGAUGGAAGUUCAAUUCCAGUUUUUGCAGUGAUUGCUACAAAAGUUACAAAUCUGUCACAGACUGUUCUGGAAAUAGCAUUGGUUGAUGGUUCACCAAAGCGAUUAUCAUCAACAGAUGAUAUAAUAUCAGCUAUUCUGUCAGUACAACAAUCUUCAUUUAUUUUUAGUAAUCUCCAAAAACGUAGUGUAGCUGAUAUUGGAGAAAUUUCAUUAAAUUUACAUAGCCCUGACAAUAAACAUCCACGUUAUACAAUCUACGUUUUAGAUCAGCCCAAAGUACAUGGUACAAAAACUUAUGCAGCAUUUAUAGUACCACAAGGAAAAGAAACAGAUUGGUUAUUUAGUACAAAAGAAGGUAGACAACAAGUCCUUAAGAGUUCUCAACGUGAUAGACUUGCUAUUGUCACAUUAUGCAGAGAACACAAAUUUGAAAGUUGGGAUGCUGUAAAAAAUGAAAUUGAAGACUGUAUUUUAAAUUUGGCACCAGAAGGUUUAUCUAGAAAAACUGAUAUUCCAUGUCUAUCAUUGGGUUCUUCUGAUGUUGGGGUUAGAACAAUAUGCUAUGAAGGAAAAAGUGAUUUAAGUGGUCCUUUUGUUAUCGAAGAAAUUGAAAGAGAUGGUAGUGAAUUUAGAAGAUUAAUUUUUCUAAAUAAUCCUUACGUUAUACAGAGUGAAGGUCGUCUCAAGCAAGCUAAAUCUAGACGUGGAAAAAUGAAAAAAGUUAUCGAUCCUGGGUUUUUAGCGUGUGAUUAUCAUUUAUAUAUGAGUAUUGGUGUUAGUGCUGCGGUAAAUUUUAAAGAAUAUGACGAAAUAAUGAUUAUAGGUUUAGGCGGAGGUGGUUUGUGUACAUUUUUAUAUAAUUGUUUUCCUAAGUUAAAAAUCACUGCAGUUGAAAUUGAUGAAAAGAUGUUAAAAGUCGCAACUGAUUAUUUUGGUCUUAUCCUUGACAAUAGAAUGAAAGUUGAAAUUGCUGACGGUAUUCAAGUUAUCAAAGAAAAUACACUUAAUGGCAAAAAAUAUAAAGCUAUACUUUUUGACGUGGAUAAUAAAGAUACUACAGUUGGAAUGAGUUGUCCACCUAAACAAUUUCUAGAAAUAUCUAUUAUAAAAUCAGUUGCAGAAUGUUUAAUGGAUGGCGGUCUUUUUAUUUUAAACUUAGUUAGCCGAGAUAGGAAUAUUAAAAAAAAAGUGAAAAAUGACUUGAAAUCUGUAUUUCAAUCUAUGAUUUGUUAUUCUGUACAAGGUGAAGUAAAUGAAGUUAUAAUAUGUUCUAUAAAUAAAAAUGACGACGAUGGAUGGAAGAAUAUAUUACAAAAAGCUGUAUCGAUUUUAAAUGAACAAGUAUAUGCGAAAAGAUUAUCAAAUGAUGUAAAAAUGUUUGAUUUAUCAUCUUUUUUCUUUUUAUGA
Molecule: messenger RNA, 2162 nt
Organism: Apis mellifera (honey bee)
Lineage: Eukaryota; Metazoa; Arthropoda; Insecta; Hymenoptera; Apidae
Product: methyltransferase-like protein 13
Exons: 9
Coding region: 168-2162 (664 amino acids)
Molecular function (GO): S-adenosylmethionine-dependent methyltransferase activity
Source: RefSeq, a predicted model, not a curated record